Molecule: messenger RNA, 4840 nt
Organism: Nannospalax galili (Upper Galilee mountains blind mole rat)
Lineage: Eukaryota; Metazoa; Chordata; Mammalia; Rodentia; Spalacidae
Gene: Efcc1
Product: EF-hand and coiled-coil domain containing 1
Exons: 8
Coding region: 23-1735 (570 amino acids)
Molecular function (GO): calcium ion binding
Source: RefSeq, a predicted model, not a curated record
AGAGGAGCAGCCGGCCGGCAGCAUGGAGGGCGCGGCGGGCGACCCGUACCGGCGGCCUGCUCGGCGCACGCAGUGGCUGCUGAGCGCCUUGGCGCACCACUACGGGCUGGACCGCGGCGUAGAGAACGAGAUUGUGGUGCUGGCCACCGGCCUGGACCAGUACCUGCAGGAAGUCUUCCACCACCUGGACUGCAGGGGCGCCGGUCGCCUGCCGCGUGCCGACUUCCGAGCCCUGUGCGCAGUGCUGGGGCUGAGCGCUGAUGGAGAGGCGGGCGCGGAGGACGCCAAGUCCUCGGAAGCAGCCACUGAGGAUGCCUCUGUUGCUACCGCGGCGGGCAAGGACGCGGAUGUAAAGGAGGAGGCGCGCCUGGCUCUGCGCUCAGACCCUCCGGAGCUCACCUUCCGCCAGUUCCACGCCCGCCUCUGCGGCUACUUCAGUACCCGAGCAGGACCCCGGCUGCCCCGCGGAGCCCUCAGCGAGCACAUCGAGACGCAGAUCCGCCUUCGCCGCCCGCGCCGCCGCCGCCCGUCUGGCGCGCCGCGCCUGCAAGACAACGGCUACAGUGAGCGCGUGGCACGCCUGGAGGAGGAGAACUGCAGCCUGCGCGAGCUGGUGGAGGACCUGCGGGCCGCGCUGCAGAGCAGUGACGCCCGCUGCCUGGCGCUGCAGGUAGGCCUCUGGAAGAGCCAGUCCGGCGUCCCUGAAGCCGCGGCAGUGGAGCUGCAGCGAGCGCAUAGAACGCUGGCAGCAGCAGAGGAGCGCAUAGGGCAACUCCAUCGCGGACAGGUGGAGGUGCGGCUGCGCACAGAGGAGGCCAGGCAGGCGGUGGUGCGCAGCCUGCAGCGUGUGCGUGAGCUGGAGGAGCUCGCGCGGCGCGUGCCCUGCCUGCAGCUCCAGGUGCAGCGGCUGGAGGCAGAGCUUCGACGCUACAGGUCAGAGGGGUCCCAGAUCCUAAAGCCCCAACAAGCCAGCCCACAGCCAGGAAACAAGAAUGAUGAACCCGAGGCCAGCAGAACCAGAGAUGCAGAUACCACUCCAGAGGGAGCCUGGCAGUCAGACAGCAGCUGGAGAAGCAGAGCCCCAGGCGAAGCAGAGGAUGAGCAGCUGUUCCGCUCUGUGGAGGGCCAGGCCGCCUCUGAGGAAGAUGAGGAAGAAAAGUGGUGGGAAAAGUCAAGGUCCCCAGAGGUCCAGGCCAAGAUGCCACUGGCACAGCCCUUGGCCUAUGUGAGCAGGUGUGAGGACCAGACAGCUGAGAACCUCAAGACGUCCUUUGGCCACUGUGAUAGUGCUGACCAUGCCUGCACCCUGGAGCUGGAGACCCAUGUCACCAGGCUGGGGGAGCAGCUGCAGUCCCGGGGCUGCAGCAGGGAGGCCCUGGGGACAACUGGGGAGGAGGCAGAGCUGCAGCAGAUGGUGGAGACAGAACAUCUGAGGAUGGAGCUGCAGAUGGUGGAGACAGAACGAGUCCGGCUGUCACUACUGGAGGAGAAGCUGGUAGAUGUGCUACAACUCUUGCAGAGGCUCCGGAAUCUGAAUAUAUCAAAAAAAGCCCUGGGGAAGAUUUUGCUGAGCACGCUGGACCGGAACGCCUCACAGGAGGACACAUGUGGCCCCUCGGCUGUCCUGGACACCCUGCACCAAGCCUUGGUUGACUGCGAGCUCCUGCAGAGACAGCCCUCAGCAUCAGAAUCCACAGCUCCUACACAUACCAACCCUCUCCUCAUUUCCUGCUGAGGUCCCUGGCCCAGCCUCAGGGCACCCUGGUCAUUCUAAUCACCAUCAGACCAGUCUUGGCCACCAUCACACUAGCCUCCACAGUCACCCUGACCACCUUGGGACUAGCCUUGGCCACCAUUGGACCAACCUCCACAGUCAGCCUCACUACCAUGAGAUUAGUCUCCUCAGUCAUCCUGACCAACAUCAGACCAGACUCUAUGGUUAUUUAACUACUGUCCUACUAGCCUCCAUGGUCAGCCUAAUCACUGUUGGACUGCCUUCCACCCUUAGAACAAACACUCUCCACAGGCACUCUGACUGCUGUCACUUCCUCAGAACUCUGACAGCCCAGGCUCCAAGAAUGGGUCUUGGACCCCUCUCACAUUCCCUCAGAACCCCCACACUGAAUCCCUGAAGUUGCUGGAUCAGCCUGUACCUGAUGUUAUCUUCCUUACCCUAGGCCCAGUACAGCUUAGAAUCUCUGUGCUAGAGUCCCAGGAUCUCUCUCCCUCCCAGAGCAAUCCUCUUCCCACCACUGUGCCUGCUGCAAGUAAGCCUGUCCUUCAGGACAUGCCUAGUCCACUGGUGAAUUCCCCACACCCAAAGAGUGCUAAAGAGGAGGGACAGUGGGGAGUUCCAAGGAAAAAGUACGCUCCCAUAGGUUUGCUGGUGGAAGCUGGGCUGUGUGUGAACUCCUCCUAGAAGUAGGAAGUAGGUGGCCACAAGGAAAAAGGGCAUAGACAAAGCAAAGGUGUGGUGCCAUUAAGGGGCCCACCUAUUGUAGAACCCAGGGCUCUUCCUUCUGUUCACCUUGUGGAGCCUGAAGAAGAGCUAGCUCCCACCCGACCUAAAAUCACGUUGGAAACAAGGGCAUCCUGGCUAGUUGGCACCAUAUAGGCAAGUCAGUGCUUAAUUGAGGAACAUUAUGGGAGCCCAACCAAGAGAGUGUGUCUGAGCUACAAAAGGAUGGGGGUUGUUGGUUUGCCCCAGAGGAUGAGGUGUGCUGUAGAGGCAGCAGGGGUGACAGGUGCUGAUGUGAGCCAGAAUGGGAGUGAAAGGACAGCUCAGGGGAGACUUGAAAGCAGACAGGGAUUUAAGACUUGACCACAAGCAAGAGAAAGCAAUGGGAGGCUUCUAAGCUGCCAUGUGAGGGUUAACAGGAAUUAGGAGGAGAGGGGUUGAAAAAGAGGCCAUGCAGAGCUGUGGGAGCAAGAAGACUAAAACCAGUCUGAGCCACAGCCUCAGGAGACUGGGGAGGGAGUCAAGAGGAGAAGGACAAGGAGCAAUGGGCAUUUCUGGGCAAGGGAGGAGAGGGAAGGGAGGGCUUCAAGGGCAAUGAAACCAGGCCCUAGCGUCACCCUGGCCCCUGACCAUAAGAGUCACGUAAGAUCAUAGGCAGAAGACACAGGUCUAUCCAUUUUCAAAUGGCUCUUCAGCCAUCUCAGAGGACCACUUCUGGUCCAGGUGAGUCAGGCCUAUUUGGGAAGGGCCUCAGGAUCCUCGGGGGUCAGUGCCCAUGGCACCAGAGAAACAGGUCUGAGCCCACCCAGCCCUGCUGCUCCAGGUGAACUAGUAAAUAACCACAUGACUACCCUAUGCCUGUUUGGCCUGCUCAGUGAGAGCCAGUUCUGCACCCUGUUCAGCCUAUGUGUGUGCUAGAGCUUAGCAUGGAUAAAUGUGCAAGAAAAAACUCCAGAGGACCAGGCAAAGGAAACCCCACACUUUGGCAAGUCUACCUUAGUGAGCUCUGCUAUGACUUCACAGGCAAGAUGAAAGAAAAAAUCAUCUCUUGCUUCCUGAAGGAGGAAGAUCAGUGUGAAAUCCAUUAGCACAUUCUGGGUUUUGUUUUGCUGUUUUUCUGGUGUUGAGGCUGAACCCAGGAACCAGUGCUAUAAGCAAGAACACCCCCAUGGAGCCGCACCCUGGACCCCAUUCUGUUCUUUCAAUAAGCCUUCCCUCAAGAGAAACUAUUUUGCUGGAGCCUGACAGGUACAGGUUUUAUCAGUGCCUCAACAAACAGAAAAGGGAAAUUCAUUCCCACGUCCAGAUCCCCAGAGCUGUCCCAGUCAAGGGAGAGAAAAGAAGAGGGCAAGGAUGGCCCAGCUCAGACUCACUGAAACUGAGGCCGGAUCACAGCACUGUACUAGGUUUUAUUGUUUUGCUUUCUUUGAGGAGGGUCCUACUAUGUUACUUAGGCCUCAGUUUCAGUGAGUCAGGGCCUGGGCCAAGCUUGUCUCUGGUUUUCCCUCGACUAGGCCAGGCCAGCUCUGGGAAUCUGGAUGUGGCAAUGAAUUUCCCUUCUCUCUUUAUGGAACCGUCCUCCUGCCUCCCAUGUAGCUGGGACAAUGGAUUAUAUCACCAUACCCAGCUAAUCCUGGUACUACACAACACCCAACACCCACCCCUGCCACACCUUUUACUACCACGUCACUAAAGGCUCAGCUCCUGGAGUUCCUUCCCCAGCACAUAAGAGUCUGCCUUUAGCAGAAGACAUGUCAAACUGAAGAGAAAGUCAGCUUUGACUGGGUCAGGGAGUUGGAAAACAUUAGACCAGGAACUUAAACAGCUGCGAUUAACAAGCAGGCAUUCUACCGGAAAAGCUCAACAGUGUCCAAAACCAGAUGAAUAACAACAGAGGGUCACGUUCCAAGAAAGAAUAAUUGCUGGGAAUCAUACACACUGAACAAAACGGAGACUGCUCUGACAGGCUCAGCAGUCAGCUGGACAGGGCUGAGGAAAGAAUCCCAGGAUCUAAGGAUCUGUCCCUACAAACUUCUAAAACUGAAACAAAGAGGAAAAGACUUGGAACAGGGAGCAAAAAAUCCAAGAACUGUCAGGCAACUACAAAACCCAUAACCAAAAGAGAAAAAAAGGAGCACAAACAACAUUUAAAGCAAUAAUGACUGAAUUUCCCCCCAAACUAAUGUCAGACACCAGAUCACAGAUCUAGGAAACUCAGAGAGCAUGAGCAGAACAAAUGCAAAAGAAAAAAAUUAAAAUUACAUCUGAGCCAGUCCUGGUGAUGUACACCUAUAACCCCAUCAUUUGAAAGGCUGAGGUAGGAGGACCAGGAGUUCAAGGCCUGGGCUAUAUAGUGAGGACCCACCUCCACCCCAAUCUCAA